UCUACAAUAUCAUCUAUCAUUGCCAAGUAAUUAGGAAUUCUAGGUUUAUGAAUAUGGGAGGCCAUCACAUUAUCUUUUUCUUAAUAUUUGUUGCUUUGAUGAGCCCAGCUUUCUCAGAAAACUCUCUGGAUUCAUCAAAUUCCAGUGCAAUUCAAGGCUCUCACUUCAAUUCCACAGUUGAUCAUCAACUCAGGACAGUUCCAAGUGGUCCAAAUGACUCAUGCGAAUUUCAUGAUGUGGUCUCUAACAGCAAGCAAAUCAGGCCUGAUUUUAUUUGGGUACAGGUAAUUAAUUAUUGUGCACACUGCAAAGCUUAUAAUGUUGUGAUAGACUGUUCGGUGAAGAAUGGACCAGGGAGUACCUGUGUUUUCAACAAUGGAGGUCCUCUAUGGCCAUUGCAAAUAUGGAACUUCGAUUACCCAGGACCCUAUGGCCAGUUUCCAGUGCUCAAUGCUGAGUUUCCUGAUUGUGACUUUUCUUUGAUUAAUUAAUUUGCAGGUUAUUUUGGGUAUCCCUUAUAUUGAAUCAAACAGAGAUAACUAAAAUAAAUUCUCUCUUGUGGAUCAUGGAAUGGGCUCCUGACCCAUUUCUAAUAUGACUGUUACAGACUAUUUUUCUCUAUCUUGCAUAUUGAAGUUUCAAUUUUAUUUUAUUUUCUCA
This is a messenger RNA of Cryptomeria japonica (Japanese cedar), 660 nucleotides long. RefSeq lists its product as uncharacterized. The transcript is spliced from 2 exons. The record is from RefSeq and is a predicted model, not a curated record. Lineage: Eukaryota; Viridiplantae; Streptophyta; Pinopsida; Cupressales; Cupressaceae. The coding region runs from base 48 to 491 and encodes 147 amino acids.